Molecule: messenger RNA, 2007 nt
Organism: Rotaria sp. Silwood2
Lineage: Eukaryota; Metazoa; Rotifera; Eurotatoria; Philodinida; Philodinidae
Source: the annotation of a GenBank genome assembly
AUGUCCUCAAACAGAAGUGAACAUUUGACUCGAAUAUUAACUGAAUUAAAAGGUGGUACAAUAUUAACAAAACGAAAACGUAAUGGGGAAAAAUAUUCACGUCGCUUCUUUCUUGAUGAACAUGAAAGUUUUAUCUCAUAUCAUCAAUCGGAAAAAGUUUUUGCUCAAUCACAUCGUUAUGAAAUUCGUGCUGGUUUUCAUACACGAACGUUUGAUCGACUUGUCCGACGUGAAAUUAUUGAACCGACUGAUGUAAACAAAUCAGGUACAUUAACAAAACGUGAAUGUCGUCGACUAUUGACAGAUUCACUCAAUGCAAAAGUACCAGAAGAUGUUUUUGAAAAACUUUUCCAAGAAACAGAUACAAGUGGUGAAGGUCUUUUGACUCCAGAUGAAUUUAUAAAUUUCUUUCGUGUUCUUACUCGUCGAACUGAUCUCUAUGAAAUCAUGCAAAAAUAUGUGAAAAAUGGUGACGAACAAACGAUUGAAACAAUAUCUAUGAAUGCUAAUGAACUUUUGUAUUUUCUUCAAAUUGUUCAAAAUCAAACAAUAAUACAAUAUCAAUCAAAACAAAGCAAAGACAUCUUUUCACUACAACCGAUUGCAACAUACGAGCACGUACAAGAUUUAAUUAAUGAAUUUGAACCAAAUAUUGAAUUACAAGAAAAAGGUCUUCUCAGUCUAAAUGGUUUGUACUAUUUUUAUCUAUUUAAUACUCAAGUCUCGGGUGAAAGUAAUCCAGAAGCAUACAAUCGAGCAUUACGAGCAGGUUGUCGAGCAGUUGAAAUAGAUUGUUAUGACGGUGAUGAUGGUCAACCUAUAGUUAAACAUGGAUAUACAUUUGUUAAAUCAUGCCGAUUUGAAUCGAUUAUUCGUUUUAUCGAACCAAAUCUUUUCAAGACAUCACCAUAUCCUGUAAUCCUAGAUCUUGAAAAUCAUUGUUCCAUCGAACAACAAUAUCAAAUGGCUCAAAUUUUGAAACAAAUUCUUGGAGAUCGUUUAAUUAUUGGAUAUUCAUCAACAAAAACCUCAGGCGUAUUACCAUCACCAGAAGAUCUCAAAUACAAAGUUGUUGUUCGAGGUAUAAAAAUACCAACAUCAACAACAUCUCCUAAAUUAUCACAACAACAAAUAAUUGGUGAUAAUAAUUCUUUUUUCAAUCGACAAAGCACAUUUGUGGAGCAUCAUUUAAUCGAUGUUUAUAUUUAUCUUCAAAAUGUACCUUAUAGUAAAUAUGAAUAUGCCAAUGAACAUUAUAUUUGUUUUCAUUCACCAUCACUAUCUGAAAGAGAAUUAAAACAGGUCUGUCGAUCUGAUCCAAUUGGUUUAAUGAAACAAACACAAAAAUGUUUACUUAGAAUGUAUCCUGAUGGUUUAAGACAAGAUUCAAGUAAUCCAAAUCCAGUUGAUGCAUGGAAUUUUGGUAUACAAAUGGUUGCACUUAAUUAUCAAAAUGAUGAUCAUAUGAUGGAAUUAUGUUAUGGAAAAUUUAUUGAUAAUGGUGGUUGUGGUUAUGUUCUUAAACCAAAUUAUUUAAUUAAUUUAGAAAAAUCCAAAUAUAAUCCAUUUGAUUAUUUAAAACAACCAUUAAUAUUAUCAAAAGAUAUAAAUGAAUAUCCUCAACGUUUAAUAUUAACAAUAAUAAGUGGUCAAUUUUUAUGUCGAUCAAGUGAAAAAACAGAUGAUAUUCCAGAUCCAUAUGUUAUUAUAUCAACACAUGGAAUUUUAUGUGAUCAACAAAUAAAAAAAACAAAAUUUAUUGAAAAUAAUGGAUUUAAUCCAAUAUGGAAUGAAACAUUUCAAUUUGAUAUUUAUUUUCCUCAAAUGUGUCUUGUUCGUUUUGAUGUUUAUGAUUAUGAUAUAUUUACUCGUGAUGAUCGACUUGCUUAUUUUUGUUUACCAAUGACAACUAUGCAAACAGGUUAUCGUCAUAUUCAUUUGCGAGCUAAAAAUAAUAACCCAACACAUUCAACAUUGUUUAUUCAUGUAGCAAUAGAAAAAAAAUGA